UUCUAUGUUUACAUGUUUUGCCAUUUUGCUGUGUUGGUUCGCCUUUUUUUGAAUCUUUCAUUCUUGUUACCCUGGUUGCGCAUUUCCACUUUUGGAAUUUUGAUUGCAAAGCGUUGAAAUUUUGCGUUGAAAUUCUGUUGCAACUCGAUCACAAUGGCCUCGUCCUCGUCAAAUAUCAAUUACCGCACCUCCGCAACUUUACCAGCGGUCGAGUUCGUUGCUCAGAUUGUCGGCCACUGCCGAGCGGAUGAGGUUGAUUUUGAGGGGAAGACACAAGACGGUACUGAGGACGAGCCGGGGACGACGACGACGUCCUCAGGAGCAGCAGCAGCGAAUGCGAACAGCCUUAACGAUGCUCCUGAAGGCCGGCCAAACUCUCCACCACCACCCGAGGAUCUUCCCGAACCCAGAAGGUGUAUUGGUAAAUCCUUCCUGGCCCCCCUCCAGACUGCUGGUAGAAGUGCUUCAAGCAGCGCACCAGGCUCUUCUUCUAGCACCAGAAAUAAAGACACAGCACACACGGUGUACAAAAUCAAAGUCACUGACCUGUCGACCGCGAAGCAGCACUUCGUCUACCGGAGAUUCCGGGAAUUCCGAACGCUCCACGAGCACAUGAAGGUGAAGUACCCAAACAGCAACGACAACUACCCGGGUAAUUUGUUCCCGAGUCGGAGGCUCUUCAACAUCGGCAACAAAGACCCGCAAUUUUUGAAGAAGAGGCAGCUGGAACUGCAACUGUACUUGAACGGAGUGCUACUUCUCGAGCCUGACUGCAAGACGAAGUGUCUGGCGAAUUUUCUGCAGUGUCCCCACGCGCCGGAGGUUUUUGACAAAACGGAAGCGGGGCGGGAGCGGAGGCGAAGUGCGAUGGGUGAUGUAGUUCGUGCGCAGGACGAAGAGGAGGGGAGGAGAAAUAAAGGGAGCGUCAGUCGGGGUGAUGGACGAGAAAAGGAGAACGAAGCCGACGGCUCAGCACACGACGAUCAUGCUGGCGAACAGGAUGAACAUCUUCGACAUCAUCCUGAUGUGCACGGUCGUGCAAGAGGACCACAUCAAACUGAAUCGACGGGGGCCAAGAAACCGCCGUUGAAGAUUCUUGGACAAAAUACACCGAUCGUCCUUUCCGAUUGGGACGAUCCCUGGUCCGCGCCGAACGGGGUCUUGUACAAAGCCCAAGCGAAGUUGAUCGACCUGGCGCAGUCGCCCGUGACCCUGGACGACCAGGAGGUGCAACACCGCACGCAACGGUACGGACUGGCGCUGCGGACUCACAUCUUCGAGCAGCCGGUGGAUCCGAUCUUUUUCUUGAAGUACCUGUCAACGGGGAACAAAUUGCGGGUCGUGUCACCAGCGACGCCGGCAGCUUCAUCGCCGCCGUCCUCGCAGAUAUUAAGUGAACAAACACGAACAAACAGCAGCGGCGGGUCUACAUCUUCCAAGGCGAAGAAGAAAAGUGUUUUGUGUGAUGACUUUCAUUUGGAGUUCUUUAGGAAACUGGCACCGAGCGUGGACAUCGUGAAUCCAGAACUGCUGAUUGUACACUUUCCGAAAGACGAGGAAACAGAAUUGGUCGUCGAAAAGGAUGGCAUAGGUGCUGCUUGAGCAAAGUUUGCAAAGUUGUGAUAAGCCCGACUUUGUUGACCCGUUGGGCACAAGUCUUGCUGUCGUCGGAUGCUUUGAAGGUGGUAGAAAUAAGUAAGCGGCUCUCAUGAUUAUAGAAGAUAGGGACACGAAUAGAGCAAAGUGGAAAAGUUUCGAUACGACUCUAAACGAGCGGAACUGUCCGCAGUAUUUGGCUCGAAGGAGAAAUGAAAGUAGCUUCAGGUGUUCGCAAAGCAAGAAUGAGUGAUCUGAUGCCUGCUGUUAGGUUUCGAAAAGGAGACGAAGCAUAAUUUUGCGUGUUUUUUUGCUUUAGAUGUGGGCGCAACUCGUUUGCGUAGCCGCGCACCUCCUGGGCUCGGCUGGGGGCGGAGGCACGGGCCGCCCGACCCCGACGCUGGGCGGCCGACUUACGCGCGUCCCACCUGAGAAAGCGCGGGACAAUCCGGGCGGAUAUGUGUGGGACACGCGGGGCGCUAAUUGGGCCCGGACAGUGGGCCAGCAUGUGGCCGCGCCGGGGAAGAAAUUGCCCCCGGGGUUGGUUGGUUGUGCUUGAUUUACUGACCCAAGCAGGUGGCCACGCAGCGUGGCGCGGUGUGGUAGUGGGGCGCCGCGAAGAAGAAGGUCGCGAGGCUUCCUUCGCGGGGGGGUGCGGU
This is a messenger RNA of Amoebophrya sp. A120, 2255 nucleotides long. The record is from the annotation of a GenBank genome assembly. NCBI's taxonomy places the organism in Eukaryota, Dinophyceae, Syndiniales, Amoebophryaceae.